Molecule: messenger RNA, 1548 nt
Organism: Colletotrichum orchidophilum
Lineage: Eukaryota; Fungi; Ascomycota; Sordariomycetes; Glomerellales; Glomerellaceae
Exons: 1
Coding region: 1-1548 (515 amino acids)
Source: RefSeq, a predicted model, not a curated record
AUGGAUGCAGUUCCCAAAUCUAUCCAGAAGGUUCAGGCAUCACUUGAACCUUACGUCAAACCACGGGAGCAGGUAGCAUACAUCCGGCGCGCCUUGGCUCUUCACCUUCAGGCCUGCCGUCAGCCAGGGCCAUUUCAAGAACCGUUGUCUCUCGUUGAUGCGUCCUGCAGACUGACACCAACGAAUGAGGUUAGAGGCCUACAGAAGGAAUAUCUCAAAGCUUUGAAUGCAAACCUCAAGGCUCAGAAUGAGUACGAGAUCACGCGGGAUGCAGCGGUAGCGGCAGCCCCCUCUCGGCCAAAGGCUUUUGACCCCAGGGAUCAGAUCGAGCAACACGUGGCUCUUGUCAAACUACGACAGAAGCAACAGCGACUGUUGACGGUUCAGAAGUACUUGGAUAUCCUGGGACGCCAGCCCGCAGCAUCACCAGACUUUCUCGACCUGGAAGACAUUUUCAAGAAGUCCAUGUCCUUACCGGAGGUUCCAAAAGAGGUUGUCAACGGGUUUUCCGUCAGCGCCAGCACAACAAAGACAAACUUGGGGGUUCUGGCUGAUCAGCUCGAAAAAGUCGUGCUGAGAGCCAAACUAUUACUCCAGCGUGAAGAGCAACUUCUCAACGGAGUUCGUCAGAAUACAACAUCGCUGGCAGGCCAAGUAAGCGACGAGGCAAAGGCACAUGCUUUGGAUGCUACUCGAGCUGAAUUAAUCAACUGGAUCGAGACGGAGCUUAGUAAGGCUUCGGGGGAAUCAGACGACCAGGCAAAUGGAUACGACGGCCAUUCUGAACAAGCCACUAUCGACGAGCAUCUAGGCGAAAUCAAGAGCAAGUACAAAAAAUACGUAGUUGCGAGGACAGCGCUGCUCAACAUCGUCUCUGAGCAGACGCAACCAGUCCUGAAACCCGGUGGCGAAGCCUCAUCGACAGCCGGUCAGAGCCAGGCCACCCCACCAUCACCGACUGCUCACUCUCUGCUCUCUUACAUCGAAAAGCUCCUUUCACUUUCUCGAGAACAAAAUGGAAUGAUUACCCAAAAAUCGCACAUUCACACUGUUCUAGCCAAGCAGGCCAGGGAAACUCAACAGACGCUGGACCAUCUCGCCGAAGAAAGCCAGCUCCUUCCAGGACAUCCCAUGCCUGGAGCGGGCCGACCCAAAUCAGGAUUUGGAGAAGACUUCUCCACCGCCAUGGCUGAGAAGCCGGUGCCUUCGAACCGAGUCAAGUCCUGGGUGUUCGCGGCGGAUUCGGCAAAGAUUGCGACGUUGGAGGUUGUUGCAGAGAAAAUUGAGGAAGGACAGGUCGCACUGGAAGGCUCGACAACGGCGCUUCAGGAAGUUGACAAGCUCCUAAGCCACGGACCGAAGCAGACCGAGAUGGAGGCGGGAGACACGACGGAGGAAGACAUAUGGUUAACGCAAGGAUCAGCAAACAAGUCGGGGGCAAGGGAGCACAUCAAACAUCAGCGUACGGGGUCCACAGCCAAAGACGAUGACAUUUGGUCUGCCAUUGAUGGGAAGCUCGGUCUCAUUGGUCAUGAUGAUCAUAUUUGA